Messenger RNA from Triticum aestivum (bread wheat), 909 nucleotides. Its product is annotated as osmotin-like protein. Bases 1 to 909 code for a protein of 302 amino acids. The transcript has 2 exons. The record is from RefSeq and is a predicted model, not a curated record. Lineage: Eukaryota; Viridiplantae; Streptophyta; Magnoliopsida; Poales; Poaceae.
AUGCCGUCGGCAUCGCUGCCCCCCGUUCAAGCUGCUCCACCACCUCACCACACAGACGACGAUGAAGCCACGCCGGGGGCCGACCCGCUAGGACCCAGAUGGGGCCCGCGGGCCCCAAUCUGGGCCGGGGGCGCGUCUCUGGCCAACCAGUGCCACCACGUCGUCUCGCCGCCAAGGGGUUGCGCCACCAUCGAGCGAGCCGCCGGCCACCGCACCGGGAGGCCGGGCCGUCAUCAGGCCGAAGGGCACCGCCGCCGCCUCCAUGCCCUGGGCAGGGAGCCCCGCGCGCGGGGACAGGCAGGCCCCGCCGCCGCCAACACCACCCGGCCCGCGCCGCUCCCCCACCGCUCCUUCCCGGCGCCCACCCACGCCUGGUCCGGCCGCAUCUGGGCGCGCACCAGCUGCGUGCCCACCGGCGGGGCUGGGCAGCUCUGCUGCGCCACGGGCGACUACGGCGGGUGGCUCCAUUGCGGGGGCCUUGGCGGCGUGGCGCCCGCCACGCUGGCACGGGUCUCCCUCCACCACGGCGGCGACGACCAGUCGUCCUAUGGGGUGAGCGUGGUGGACGGCUUCAACAUGGGCAUGUCAGUGACCCCGCAUGAGGGCCGCGGUAACUGCCCCGUCCUCGCCUGCCGCAAGGACCUGACGCAGACCUGCCCCGGCGAGCUGCAGGUGCGCACGGCGGCGGGCGGCGGCGUUGCCGCGUGCAAGAGCGGCUGCCUGGCGUUCGGAACCGACGAGCUGUGCUGCCACAACGCGUACAAUAGCCCGGCCACCUGCCGCCCCUCCAAGUACUCGGACUUCUUCAAGAGCGAGUGCCCGCAGGCCUUCACCUACGCCCACGACAACCCCUCCCUCACCCACCAGUGCUCCGCGUCGUGCGAGCUCAAGGUCAUCUUCUGCCACUAG